This is a messenger RNA of Prorocentrum cordatum, 3265 nucleotides long. Lineage: Eukaryota; Dinophyceae; Prorocentrales; Prorocentraceae. The record is from the annotation of a GenBank genome assembly.
AGACAUUUUGGCUCAAGCCAUUUUGGCUCAAGUGACUUCGGCUCCAACCGAGACGGGAGAUCGUCAAAUCUGUUGCCCCGAUGGCGCAUAUUCAAAGGCCAUCCCUCGGCCUCGUCGGCUUGGUUGCUUCUUGUUUGGUCGUUGUUGUUGCGAGUGGUUCGUGCGAUGGGCCUUCAAGUUCUGCAUGCGGCUCCAGCGAUGCCGAGGAAGUUGCUCUCCUUCAGUCCAGACUCCGCACGGAGCAGCCGCUCCAUCUGCAGCAGUUGAACGAGGCCAGGCUCUGGAAGCCUCAGGUCCACCCAUUUGCUCAGAAGGUCCGCGAGGAUUGUAAGGCCGACGAAGCGAAAUUGUGCAGCAACGGCAGGGACUUCUACGGAUUCAUGGCCUGUCUCGAGCAACAUCGGCAGCAAUUGAGUCCAACGUGUGCAAGCACUGCCUUCGGAGGAAGCGCCAGCAGUGCCAACGAGGCGAUCGCAAAGAGGGCAGUGAGCGUGUAUGAUGGCUAUGACACGCAGAUCUUCGUGGAGCUGAACACCCCAUUGUUCUACUCCACUCCGGAGAAGACGCCGGUCGCAGACACAGUUUGGUUCGCGGUGACCUUGUGCAGGACACAGCCGGCACCAAAGGGCUUGAUGUUUUAUCAUUCUGGCGGCCCCUUACCAAGCAUCCAGCCCCUGAGCAAGAAGUCCUUUCCGACCUACAUCUUCCCGGACGACUUCUUAGAAGAGUAUGACAUCGUGAGCGUGGACCAGCGGGGCAUGGGCUUGUCAGCGAUCGCAACGGUCUACGGCAUCGAUCCCAGCUCCUUAUCUGAUGGACAGAUCUAUGAUUUCUUGAAUGAUAAGGUCUCCCGGAGACUCAAAGGUAAUUUGGCGCAGCGUGUUGAAGUCCAGGGAGUGGGAAAGUUAGCUCCCCGUUGUGCCGACUUGGCCGAGUCCAUGCCGUUCAGUGUCCCCGGCGAUUGGGGCAAUGUAGAGCUCUUGUACAAGUACCUCGACGACAAAAUGAAGAUGACCACCUCGUGCAUGGACAGAUAUCGUCGAGAUGCUGGAGAUGGCAGUUCGUACCAACCCUUGCAGUACGUCGGAACAGGUGCUCUCGUUUAUGACAUUGAGUGGAUGCGCUGGGCCUUUGGUGCACCGAGCAUCACCGUCGUCGGUGCAUCGUACGGGACUCGUGUUGCAGCCGCAUACUCGUCGGCCUUUCCAAAUUCUCUGAAACGAGUCGCCGUGACCGGCGUCAUGGCACCUCAGCCAGACCUAUUGAAGUAUGCAGAGGAGGCGGCCCGAAACGUUGCCCAGGUGCUCGGCUUCAUCCAGAGUGAGUGCACGGCUAUGGGACCCGCUUGCACCACGAACCCGUUUUCUGAGGAAGAUGCUGAGAAGCCGGAGUAUGUCUUUACCGGCGGCAUCAACGAGGCUAUCGACGAGCUCUUCGCGCGCUCAUCGUCGGGGGGCAGCUGGUACUUGGAGAAGUGUGGGAAGCCGCUGCCCAUGCAGCUGAUGACCAAUUUGUUCACUCAGGACCUUUCAGGUAUGGAGAACAUUUCAGUUUUCAAGAAAAUCUACGGCGAGCAGGGGGCAGUUCAGGAUCUCACUUGGCCUACCUUCUUCAGCAUUUUGCCCUCGAUGGUAUUCCUCUUUCUCCAGAACCCGUGUGCUGCCGUAAGCUUCUUCGGAAGGGAGGGGUCGGGUUGGGAGGACGUUUCCGUCUUCGGCCUCAUCCCGGCCUUGGAUAUGACUGGACGCUGGUCCCGGGCACAGACCGCGCAGACCAUGACGGUCACUGGAAGCGACCCAACAUUCGGCCCAGGCCUCAACAUGUUCAGUCUCUAUUCGAAGGCCAUGUAUGGUUGGCCAACCUUGCCUAUGCCCAUCGGCUUCGCGAACAAGGAUGUCCCCACCAUCAUAGCACAGACACUGUACGAUGACCGCACUGGCAUGAACAUGGCUCAGGAGUACAAGAGAAACUUCGGGGACAGUGUAAUGGUGACAGCGGUAGGCGGUGGCCACACCGUCAUCUAUCACCCAGAGGCCUGGGACAUGAUGAUGGGCUUCCUUCGCGAUGGGAUCCGGCCGCAUGACGGCACGAUUACCGGAGCCAGUCCAGUGGUCCGCAUCAACUUCGAGUUCGGAGCACUGCGCGUGAAACAGGUCUUGGGGAGCGGCCGCCUGCAGAAGCUGGCGCUCUCGCUCUAGCCUGAGGCAGCUCGCCGACGUCGAGCGCCGGUCCCCUGUCGGCUGGGUGGUGCUCCGGCAGGGCAGCCAUCGCAUAUGCGUCUUCUGUGGCGCCAACGUGUUGCCUGGAGAUGGAUGCCUCGGCGUCCGAAGUGACGCCGUCGGCGCGGCGGGCGAGGCAGCGCCGGCCACGGCUCCGUGUGCGGGAUCUGUUCGAGUAAAAAAAAAACAACAAAAAGGGGGCGGACGGAACCCAAUUCACUUUAAACGCCUUCCUAUUCAUUGAUGUGCUGCGAGAACUGGAAGUCCGAGUAGCCAGCAGCGGGCACGCUGUGGCACGUAAUCUUUUUCGCGCGAUCAAUCGCAAUGCGCUUUCUUCUGCGCAUCAGUCACAUUUGAGCGGAUGUUCGGCGACGAGGCGAAGGGGUGCAUUCUCAUCGUGUGCCUUGCUUUCACCAUGUAUCGUAUGCUAUCAUCCCCUGCUCCGUUUUGUACCACUCUCGAACCAGAGAGUUUUUUCCAUACAUGGCUAUCCAUUGCCAGCAGCUUUCUCCAGCUGGGCUUCGAAGCAAGCCGGUGCGGGGGCUUCUUAGAUGAUAACAAAUCUGCAUUUGAAGUUCGCGCGAGCAGUCAACAUUGCAUCAGGCAGAGCUUUGGAUGACGACAACAGCGGGAAGUUACGUGUUGAUGGUUCUUUGGGUUUCGAAGACGCAUGACGCCGUUGACGUGCCCCAUGUCGCAGCACUAGUACUGACAUCGGUGCGGGCCAAUCAGAAUCAGAGUUUGCGCGCAUGCAUUUGGUGGUCAACUAGGAUUCGCGCCUUCCCUGACGCAUAUAAGCGCGAUGGCAGGCAGUUCUUCAAACAUGGCAUUCGCAUGCGCAAAAGACAUUUGCGCGUUGCUUAAUUCAACCAACCUUGCAAACGCACACCAUUGUUUGCUCACGCGUGCAGUUCGCCCGCGAUCACGUCUGCAAACAGACGAGAGCACAUUUUAAUGGCUGGGCUUCAGCCCGCGCCUGAGGCUCAAUUAUUACCAGGCCGGUCUGUGCGUGCGCGCAAAGAAGAAACAUUCGCCCAAGGGAGGAC